This is a messenger RNA of Lactuca saligna, 309 nucleotides long. NCBI's taxonomy places the organism in Eukaryota, Viridiplantae, Streptophyta, Magnoliopsida, Asterales, Asteraceae. The record is from the annotation of a GenBank genome assembly.
AUGAAUCCCGAGGUAACAUUUGAAAUCCCAACUUCUGUUCCACAAAAUGAAGAUUCAUUCCAAGAAUUUUCUAUUCCUUCACCCACAUCCACUUUCUCCACCCCAAUCAAUAUUCCUCCAUGCUCGCAAGUAUCAGUGGGAGUUUCACAAACCCAAACCACCCAAACCCCACUCUUCAUUGAAUCCACAGCCACCAAUGCUACCUUAACUGUUGAACCUCCAGUAAUUGUCAACACAUCUGAUGCGGGGGCAGGUGCUAUGAAGCUCCCGUCACAAAAGGGAAACUCAAGGAAAUCAACAAGAAACUAG